Messenger RNA from Paramisgurnus dabryanus, 4538 nucleotides. It is a transcript of the gene ern2, whose product is annotated as endoplasmic reticulum to nucleus signaling 2. Gene Ontology annotation, molecular function: protein serine/threonine kinase activity; RNA endonuclease activity; ATP binding. The record is from RefSeq and is a predicted model, not a curated record. NCBI's taxonomy places the organism in Eukaryota, Metazoa, Chordata, Actinopteri, Cypriniformes, Cobitidae. Gene Ontology annotation, biological process: intrinsic apoptotic signaling pathway in response to endoplasmic reticulum stress; protein phosphorylation; IRE1-mediated unfolded protein response. Gene Ontology annotation, cellular component: IRE1-TRAF2-ASK1 complex.
CCGUAGGCUCUUUGAUUUGUGUGACAUCACCAGUUCCGUCCCAACGCGGAAAUGUGCAAUAUUUGUUAUUAUAUUAUCAGAUUGGUUGCCUGUCGUUAAACACACAUCUACUAAACUGUAGCAGUGCUGUUUACAUGUGAGCAUGUCGUCGUGAAGUUUUCCAGACUGUUCGUGAUCAUGAAGGAGUUUACAAUCCGUUCGACCUUAGCUUGUAUUUACUGACGCGCACCAAGAACAAAUCGCACAUUUAACAUCUGACAGAUCUGUUAGGAUCAUGGAGAGCCUCGUGGACUGGAGACACCUGUUACUGGCUUUGUUUUGCCUCUUUGGGAACGUUGCAAAGUGUGAAGGUGGAAGUUCAGUUUCUCUACCAGAAUCUCUACUCUUUGUCUCCACACUGGAUGGAAGUUUACACGCUGUUAGUAAACAAACAGGAGACAUCAAAUGGACACUGAAGGAAGAUCCCAUCAUACAGGUUCCUGUCUAUUUCCAAGAGCCAGGCUUUUUACCUGAUCCGAAUGAUGGCAGUCUGUAUGUAUUAGGCGGCAAACGCAAAGAGGGUCUUAUGAAACUCCCAUUUACUAUUCCAGAAUUGGUGCAGUCAUCUCCGUGCAGGAGUUCAGAUGGAGUGCUAUACACGGGAAAAAAGCAGGACACUUGGUUUGUGGUGGAUCCACAGACAGGUGAAAAGCAGACGAGUCUAAGCACCGCGUCCUCGGACUCUAUAUGCCCAUCAGCUCCUCUCUUGUACAUUGGUCGCACAGAAUAUAUGAUCACAAUGUAUGAUACAAAGACUCAGGAGCUACGGUGGAAUGCUACCUACAAUGACUACUCCGCCCCUCUGUAUGAUGACAAAGAUUAUGAAUACAAGAUGUCUCACUUUGCAUCCAGUGGAGACGGUCUGGUGGUCACAGUGGAUCGGGACUCCGGCGAGGUCUUGUGGAUGCAGAAGUUCGAUUCCCCAGUGGCCGGGUUUUACCUCUGGAGUCAGGACAGCCUGCGGCGAGCUCCACACCUGACAGUCGCCACAGAGACCCUCCGUUACUUAACCUUUACUGCUGAAAACACACAGUCCCAAACCAUGAAGUGGACCUACCAGUUUACAAAGGAGAAGCAUAGCACCAAGACUCAGCUAGUUCCCACCCUUUAUGUUGGCAAGAUGGACUCUCAUCUGUAUGCCUCUUCAUCUCUUGUGCACAAGGGAGUGGCAAUAGUUCCGCAAGGUAUUACUCUUGCACGAAUCGAGGGGCCGAUCACAGCCGGCGUCACAAUGGGAAAUGGGCGGGCCGAAUGCGAGAUCACACCCAGCACCGAUGUGAAGUAUCCACCAGGAAGCACCAGCUCUCUGCAAAAUAACUGGCUGCUGAUCGGUCACCAUGAGAUUCCUCCUUUGGCUCACACCACCAUGUUAAGAGAUUUCCCAGAGAACCUACGGCGCUCCGGUGAUGUGAUCCCACCUCAAGGUUCUGGUUCUUCUUUCCGUCCUGUCUCUCACCCAUUGCCACCAGUAACACAACAAAUUUCCUCGCCCAUGUUGCCCGAUUCCUUGACCUCUGACCCCAUGACCGUGUUGGUGGUGACACUGCUUUUGGGAGCAUGGAUUGCUUUCCUGCUAAAACACAAUAGGCCUGUCAAGUCCCAGAAAUCUGAUGAGCCAAUGGACUUCAACUCUCUGACCACACUGACCAAUCAGAAUCCUUCAACAGAACCCAGCGCUCCAUCCUCAUCAUCAUCCUACAGCAAUAACAACCAUUCAGAGAAGACUAGUUCUGUUGCAUCUUAUCAAACCCAGCCGUUCUCAAGCAAAGACUCCGCCUCAGGGGCAGCAGUCAGCCAAUCGCAAAAUGAACAGCCUGAAGUUGUGGAGGUUGGAAAAAUCUCCUUUAGUCCUGCUGAGGUGCUGGGACAUGGAACGGCGGGAACCUUUGUUUUCCGGGGACAUUUCGACGGCAGGCGUGUGGCAGUAAAGCGAAUCCUUCCCGAAUGCGUGGAAUUUGCGGAGCGAGAAGUUCAGCUCCUCCGGGAAUCAGACGAGCAUCCCAAUGUCAUCCGUUACUUCUGCACAGAACGGGACAGACAGUUCACGUACAUCGCCAUUGAACUGUGUGCCGUUACGCUCCAACAGUACGUGGAGGACCCAAGCUGCCCUUACUCAAGCCUGAACCCGGUGUCGCUGCUGGAGCAGACCAUGUGUGGCCUCAAUCACCUGCACUCCCUCAAUAUCGUUCACAGGGAUUUAAAGCCACGCAAUAUUUUGCUCUCUCUCCCGGGUGUAUUGGGUCGAGUCCGGGCAGUGAUCUCAGAUUUCGGCUUGUGUAAGAAGCUCCCAGAUGGUCGCCAUAGUUUUAGCCUGCGCUCUGGGAUACCAGGAACCGAAGGCUGGAUUGCCCCGGAGUUACUUACAAAUGAUUCGAAAGGAAAUCCUACCAGUGCUGUGGAUAUAUUCUCGGCAGGAUGUGUGUUUUAUUAUGUGACGUCCAAAGGACAGCAUCCAUUUAGUGAUACAUUACGACGACAAGCCAAUAUCCUGUCCGGGGUCUAUAAUCUCGACCACUUUAUGGAGGAUAUACACGAGGACGUGAUCGGGCGUGACCUCAUCGAGCGGAUGAUCAGUGCCGAACCAGAGACGCGUCCCUCUGCAGCAUGUGUUCUUAAACAUCCCUUCUUCUGGAGUCCAGAAAAACAGCUGCAGUUCUUUCAGGAUGUCAGUGACAGAAUAGAAAAAGAGCCGUCGGAAAGCACCAUAGUGGCCCGUCUGGAGAACUCGAGCAGAUCUGUAGUGAGAACCAACUGGAGGAUGCACAUAUCAGCGCCGCUUCAGGCUGAUCUUAGAAAAUUUCGCACAUAUAAAGGAAAUUCUGUGAGAGAUCUACUUAGAGCAAUGAGAAAUAAAAAACAUCAUUAUCACGAACUGCCACCUGAGGUACAAACAGCCCUCGGUGAAGUCCCCGAUGGAUUCGUGGUGUAUUUCACAUCCCGUUUCCCCCGGUUACUGCUUCAUACGCAUUCAGCUCUUAGCAUCUGUGCCCCAGAGAGACUCUUUCAUCCGUACUACCACCACUAAACAUCUCCACAGACUGAUGCUUGUUUGAUAUUUUAGGGGUUCGAAGAGAAGAGAUAAGGACUUUGAGGAAAAUGCAAAGCACUGUUUGAUCUAUACAUCUGGAUUUUAGAGCUGUGAAUGCUUUCGUUUGCAGAACACUACUGACAAUUUUUGGUUCUUCAAAAAAUCUUUUCAACAAGGUACCCCACUGGAAAAUAGAUGAUGAUGAAUAGUUAUGUCUAAAGUGCAAAUCACAGGUCAUAUUAACAAAAUUAUUUGUGGUUACUGAGUGUGUUAGUUUACCCAAAAUUUCCCUCACCCUAAAUGUUCCAAUCUUAUAUGGAACACCAAAAGGGACAUUUUAUUGUCACCACGCAGGCUACCUGUAUUCUUAAUAGGUAGAUAUCUACUGUAUAUAUAUGGUACUUUAAGUAUUUUUAUAUUCAGGUAAUGAAAAAUUAAGGUUAAGUCAGGGUAUCAUUCAUUGAUAUUUUGCUUUACUAAAAUCACUGAUGAUUAUUAAUUUAAAAACAAAGAUUUUAUUUUCUGGUUUAUUGUACACCUUCGUGGGUUUAUGCUACAUUACUACACGAUAUCACACGUCCCUCAUUUUCAUCCUUGAGUUUAACAGCUUGUAAACAGAGAUAUGGUGUUAUACAUACUUAUUCAGUUUAAUUUCCCAAGUAUUUCAAGCCUGCUGUACACAAAGAAAAUGCUUGUUACAUAAGCACAUAUUGCACAUUUUAAGCCUUUACCAUCACUCAGUAAUUUUAUACUGCAAGUUUUUAAAAUUUGUAUCUUUUUAUAAAUUAAGUGUUGCGGACGUUUGAAAAAACAAGAUUGGGAAGAGAAGUGCCUUUGUUUUUCUACCAAAUAAAAAUACAUGCAUUGCAUUCUAAUCACUUUCACAGUAAUUUCUUGUCAUCGGCCUGCGCAGCGCCACAUGAAGUUGAACAAACGUGCUAUGUAAUGUCAAGGCAAGCAUAAUUUACAUGUACAAGUUUUGUUUAUUGUUUAAAGUUAAAUGUUACAUUUGUUUAAAUAAUGAUGGGUUUACGUAGACAUUUCUGAAUUAGUAUAUACUAUUUGGUCUUGGUAAGUGACAUGACAACCCCAGACUACGAUAUGUUUGCUUACUCUGUGUCAUUGUAAUGAUAAAGUGCACUUCUACGCAAGAGGACACCUUUGUAUGACCUUUGGUGCAACAGAGUAUUUGUUCCUGGUGCAAGCUUUAGCACAGAGACUUUUAUGAGUGCAUACUUGUCCAAUUUUAGCACUGAUGAAAAGAUAAUAUUACAUUUCAAGAAAAUAUUCUGGAAAUAUACUGGGUUAUACUUGUCACUAAAGUAAUGUAAACUAAAACGCAAUGUAUUCAAUGACGUUAUAAAGCAUUGUAAGCAAACAUUCAAUUAUAUUUGAAUACAAUUUUGCAUUCUUUUCCCCAUUUUAACUGGUAUUUAACGUUUUAUAAUACGCAUCAAUGCACAAUACAAAU